CUUCUUGCGCGCGUCCGGAAGUGACGCAACUCCUGCACUGUGCGUGACGUCAGAGCGGGUGCGUGAUGACGUCGGCGGAGGUGAUGAGCGUCUGACAGACUGAAGGAGGAGAGACAGAUGCGGGAGAGAUGAAAUAAAUCAGCGGAUUGAGGAGAUGUGUGAGAGAGCGCGAGUGUGUGUGUGAGCGCGCGUGUGUGAGAGAGAGUGUGUGUGAGUGUGUGUGUGAGGAUCAUCUGCUGAUAUUGUCCUCCUCCUCCUCCUCUUCUUCAUCACCAGCAGCUUCAGCAUCAUGUCGGACUGAAUCACGGACACCGAGAGCGCAGCAAAAUGGGAGAGCAGCCGAUCUUCAGCACCAGAGCUCAUGUCUUCCAGAUCGACCCGAACACUAAGAAGAACUGGGUUCCCACCAGCAAACACGCCGUCACUGUGUCCUACUUCUACGACAGCACACGCAACGUUUACCGCAUCAUCAGCCUCGACGGGUCAAAGGCCAUCAUCAACAGCACCAUCACCCCCAACAUGACCUUCACUAAAACCUCACACAAGUUCGGUCAGUGGGCCGACAGUCGAGCUAACACCGUCUACGGCCUGGGCUUCUCUUCUGAGACGCAGCUCAACAAGUUUGCAGAGAAGUUUUCAGAGUUUAAAGAAGCGGCGCGGCUGGCCAAGGAGAAAUCUCAGGAGAAGAUGGAGCUGACCAGCACACCGUCACAGGAAUCUGCUGCUGGUGAUCUUCAGUCUCCUGUGACUCCAGAGAGCAUCAACGGCACAGAGGAGAGAGACAGAGAAACGCCUGACGCUGCACUCAACGCCGGCUGCAGACUGGAGCUUAACGCUGUACCCUUACCACACAGCUCCACCUCCAUCACUAAGCACUGGGAGGCUGAGCUAGCGGCGCUGAAGGGAAACAAUGCUAAGCUAACGGCGGCACUGUUGGAGUCGACGGCUAACGUCAAGCAGUGGAAGCAGCAGCUGGCGGCGUAUCAGGACGAGGCCGAGAGACUGCACAAACGGGUCACAGAGCUGGAGUGUGUGAGUGGACAAACCACCGGCAUCAAGACACAGAAGACGGAGCUGAACCAAACCAUUGAAGAGCUGGAGGCUGAACUAAAGGCCAAAGAGGAGGAACUGGAGAAGCUGAAGGAGGAAGUAGAAAACACCACAGAGCUGCAGACACAGAGGGAUCAGCUCAGACACAAACUGCAGGAGACGGAGCUGCGUAACGAGGAGCUGGAGCUGCAGCUGGUGGGUCUGGAGCAGCGUGUGGAGAGCAGGCGUCUGGAGGAGCAGAGCUUCAGGAAGAGUCUCCGCUCACUGCUGCAGAUGCUGGACGGCAAGAUCUUUGAGCUGAGCGCACUCAGAGACAGCCUGGCCAAGCUGAUGGACAGCCACAGCAGCUAGACACACACACACACACACACACACACACACACACACACACAUAUAUACACACACAGAGAACUGAACUCCUCCAGAUCUGGACUCUUUUCUAUGAGCAUGAUCAGAUCUGGAGACGCUGCAGACGGACGCAGGUGCAGACGGAGGCUGAACACACUCUUCCACUCGUGAACUUCCACAAUCUGAGCAAUACAACAGAGGAACAGGACAGACGCUCGCUCGCACUGUUUUCAGGUAUCCACACACACACACACACACACACACACGCACACACACACACACGCUGCAGUGGCUCUGAAACCUCUCUCCAGACUUUUCUCAUCCUGUUUCUGGUGCACCGGUGUGACGGACUGAGAUGAAGAUGAUG
Messenger RNA from Danio aesculapii, 1765 nucleotides. RefSeq names its product homer protein homolog 1 (gene homer1). Gene Ontology annotation, cellular component: postsynaptic density; dendrite; cytoplasm. NCBI's taxonomy places the organism in Eukaryota, Metazoa, Chordata, Actinopteri, Cypriniformes, Danionidae. Gene Ontology annotation, molecular function: G protein-coupled glutamate receptor binding. The record is from RefSeq and is a predicted model, not a curated record. The transcript is spliced from 9 exons. Bases 328 to 1401 code for a protein of 357 amino acids. Gene Ontology annotation, biological process: regulation of store-operated calcium entry; G protein-coupled glutamate receptor signaling pathway.